Molecule: messenger RNA, 3609 nt
Organism: Rangifer tarandus platyrhynchus (Svalbard reindeer)
Lineage: Eukaryota; Metazoa; Chordata; Mammalia; Artiodactyla; Cervidae
Source: the annotation of a GenBank genome assembly
AUGGUUCUCCUGUCACUUUGGUUGAUAGCAGCCGCUCUGGUAGAGGUUAAGACUUCAGCUGAUGGACAAGCUGGUAAUGAAGAAAUGGUGCAAAUAGAUUUACCAAUAAAGAGGCAGAGAGAGUAUGAGCUGGUGACUCCCGUCAGCACAAAUUCUGAAGGACACUAUCUCUCCCACAUUCUUUCUGCGAAUCACAAAAAGAGGGCAACGAGGGACGUGUCUUCCAGCUCUGAGCGGUUGUUCUUUAACAUCACGGCUUUUGGAAGAGAUUUUCAUCUGCGACUGAAGCCCAACACUCAGCUGGUAGCUCCUGGUGCUGUGGUGGAGUGGCAUGAGGCAUCUCCGGUGCCUGGGAAUAUAACCGACCCCAUUCAUGAUCAUCAACCAGGAAGAACUUCGGAGAGAAUCUGGAAAACAGAGCGUUUGCAGACCGACUGUGCUUAUGUUGGUGACGUCAUGGACAUUCCAGGAACCUCUGUUGCCAUUAGCAACUGUGAUGGUCUGGCUGGAAUGAUAAAAAGUGAUAAUGAUGAGUAUUUCAUUGAACCCUUGGAAAGAGGUAAGCAGAUGGAGGAAGAAAAAGGAAGGAUUCAUGUUGUCUACAAGAGAUCAGCAGUAGAACGGGCUCCCAUAGACAUGUCCCAAGACUUCCACUACAGAGAGUCGGAUCUGGAAGGCCUUGAUGAUCUAGGUACUGUUUACAGCAGUAUUGACCAGCAGCUGAAUGAAACCAUGAGGCGCCGCAGACACGCAGGAGAAAAUGAUUACAACAUCGAGGUUCUGCUGGGAGUGGAUGACUCUGUGGUCCGUUUCCAUGGCAAAGAGCACGUCCAAAACUACCUCCUCACCCUGAUGAACAUUGUGAAUGAAAUUUACCAUGAUGAGUCCCUGGGAGUGCAUAUAAAUGUAGUCCUGGUGCGCAUGAUAAUGCUGGGUUAUGCAAAGUCCAUCAGCCUCAUAGAAAGGGGAAAUCCAUCCAGGAGCCUGGAGAAUGUGUGUCGCUGGGCUUGCCAACAACAAAAAUCUGAUCCUAAUCACUCUGAACACCAUGAUCAUGCAAUUUUCUUAACCAGGCAAGACUUCGGACCUGCUGGAAUGCAAGGAUAUGCUCCAGUCACAGGCAUGUGUCACCCAGUGAGAAGCUGUACCCUGAAUCACGAGGAUGGUUUUUCAUCUGCCUUUGUAGUAGCACAUGAAACUGGCCAUGUGUUGGGGAUGGAACACGAUGGACAGGGCAACAGGUGCGGUGAUGAGACGGCUAUGGGAAGUGUCAUGGCUCCCUUGGUGCAAGCCGCGUUUCAUCGUUACCACUGGUCCCGGUGUAGUGGCCAAGAACUGAAAAGAUACAUACAUUCCUAUGACUGUCUCCUUGAUGACCCAUUUGAACAUGACUGGCCCAAACUCCCAGAACUUCCUGGAAUCAAUUAUUCUAUGGAUGAGCAGUGUCGUUUUGACUUUGGAGUUGGUUAUAAAAUGUGCACUGCGUUCCGAACAUUUGACCCAUGUAAACAGCUUUGGUGUAGCCAUCCUGAUAAUCCCUACUUUUGUAAGACUAAAAAAGGGCCCCCACUUGAUGGAACCGAAUGUGCUGCUGGGAAAUGGUGCUAUAAAGGCCAUUGCAUGUGGAAGAAUGCUAAUCAGCAAAAACAAGAUGGUAACUGGGGAUCCUGGACCAAAUUUGGCUCCUGUUCCCGGACAUGUGGAACUGGUGUGCGCUUCAGAACACGCCAGUGCAAUAAUCCAACGCCCAUCAAUGGUGGUCAGGAUUGUCCUGGCGUUAAUUUUGAGUACCAGCUUUGUAAUACAGAAGAAUGCCAAAAACACUUUGAGGACUUCAGAGCCCAGCAGUGCCAGCAGCGUAACUCCCACUUUGAAUACCAGAAUACCAAACACCACUGGUUGCCAUAUGAACAUCCCGACUCCAAGAAAAGAUGCCACCUGUACUGUCAAUCCAAAGAGACUGGAGAUGUUGCUUAUAUGAAACAGCUGGUGCACGACGGAACACGCUGCUCCUACAAAGACCCGUACAGCAUAUGUGUGCGUGGAGAGUGUGUGAAAGUGGGCUGUGAUAAAGAAAUCGGUUCUAACAAGGUUGAGGAUAAGUGUGGUGUCUGUGGAGGAGAUAAUUCCCAUUGUCGAACUGUAAAGGGGACAUUUACCAGAACACCCAGGAAGCUUGGGUACCUUAAGAUGUUUGAUAUACCCCCUGGUGCUAGACAUGUGUUAAUCCAAGAAGACGAGGCUUCUCCUCAUGUUCUUGCAAUUAAGAAUCAGGCUACAGGCCACUAUAUUUUAAAUGGCAAAGGGGAGGAAGCCAAGUCAAAGACCUUCAUAGAUCUUGGUGUGGAAUGGGAUUAUAACAUUGAAGAUGACAUUGAAACUCUUCACACCGAUGGACCUUUACAUGAUCCUGUUAUUGUUUUGAUUAUCCCUCUGGAGAAUGAUACCCGCUCUAGCCUGACAUAUAAGUACAUCAUCCAUGAGGACUCUGCACCUACAAUCAACAGCAACAAUGUCAUCCAGGAAGAAUUAGAUACUUUUGAGUGGGCAUUGAAGAGCUGGUCUCAGUGUUCCAAACCCUGUGGAGGAGGUUUCCAGUACACUAAAUACGGAUGCCGUAGGAAAAGUGAUAACAAAAUGGUUCAUCGCAGCUUCUGUGAGGUCAACAAAAAGCCAAAACCUAUUAGAAGAAUGUGCAAUAUUCAGGAGUGCACACAUCCACUCUGGGCGGCGGAAGAGUGGGAGCAUUGCACCAAAACCUGCGGCGCCUCUGGCUACCAGCUGCGCACGGUGCGCUGCCUGCAGCCGCUCCACGACGGCACCAACCGCUCCGUGAACAGCAAGCACUGCGCCGGCGAGCGGCCCGAGAGCCGCCGGCCCUGCAACAGAGUGCCCUGCCCGGCCCAGUGGAAAACGGGGCCCUGGAGCGAGUGUUCAGUGACCUGCGGUGAGGGAAGAGAGGUGAGGCAGGUCCUCUGCAGGGCCGGUGACCACUGCGACGGGGAGAAGCCUGAGUCUGUCCGAGCUUGUCAGCUGCCUCCCUGUAAUGAUGAGCCAUGUUUGGGAGAUAAGUCCAUAUUUUGUCAAAUGGAGGUGCUGGCACGAUACUGCUCCAUACCAGGUUAUAACAAGUUAUGUUGUGAAUCCUGUAGCAAGCGCAGUAGCACCCUGCCACCGCCGUACCUUUCAGAAGCUGCUGAAAUUCACGAUGAUGCUAUCUUUAACCCCAGUGACCUCCCUGGAUCUCUAGUGAUGCCUACAUCUUUGGUUCCGUACUAUUCGGAGACUUCUGCUGAAAAGAAGAAAUCUUUGAGUAGAAUCUCUUCCAUAGCAGGUCCAAAUGAGCAUGCUGCUUUCAGGCCAAACAGUAAAUCCAAUGGUGCUAACUUAUCCCAGAGGCAAGCACAGCCAGCAGAAGAUAAAACUCUGGGACCGGCCUCCCCACCCACCAAGAGUGGCCACCUCAGUUCAUCUCCACAACUGGCUGCUGCCCCCUUCCUUGCAGCCAGUGAUUCCAUAGGUGCUUCUUCUCAGGCAAGAACCUCAAAGAAAGAUGAAAAGCUUAUUGACAAGAGACGUCCGCUAAGAUCAUCCACGUUGGAAAGAUGA